AUGGAGGCCCUCAACGACUCGACUCCAAGGCCCUUGGCCAACGUGUUUGAGCCUGGGUUAGAUCUCAUCUCGACAGCUUCAGCGACGGCUUUAGUGCUUGGACUUAGCUACAUCAUUUGGGUCAGCAUCUACAGACUCUACUUCAGCCCCAUCGCCAAGUUCCCCGGCCCAAAGCUGGCCGCCCUGACUGGUCUGUAUGAAGCAUACUUCGACCUGGUCCCCAAAGGCGGUGGACAGUUCCCGUUCGCUAUCAAACGCAUGCACGAGAAAUACGGACCCAUCGUGCGCAUCAACCCUGACGAGCUGCACAUCGACGAUCCUGACUUCUUCGACACGCUCUAUCCAACAAGCAAGCCAUAUGAUAAACUCAAACGUCUGGAGAACCGUUUCGGGAUCCCAGGCGCGACGUUCAGCACAGCUCGCCAUGACCUUCACAAAAUACGACGCGCAGCCAUCAGCCCCUUUUUCGCAAAGUCUAAGGUACGCGAGCAGACGGGUGACAUCCAGGCGUUGAUGAACACCAUCUCGCGCCGUCUCACUACUGAAUAUGCUGGUACUGAGCGUGUGCUGAAUCUCCACGACGUCUGGCGUUGCUUCGCUGCCGACAACAUCAUGGACCUCGUCUUUGGUUCACCGUUGGACUUACAUUUGUCCCCGGAAUUUCGCGCCCCUUUCACGGGAGCCAUCACGCGGGUCACUAACUGGUCUCAUGUCACUCGCUACCUGCCGAUCUUGGGAGCGGCAACUGAUAGUCUGCCAUACUGGCUGGCGAAACGAUUGUUUCCGCCCUUUGAGCCCAUCAUCGCGUACCGGGAGGAAAUGUCCCGACAAACUGCCACCAUCCGCUCUAGCCAUCAAGCUACUGGUGGCAUCAAUGAGAAGCCGCGGCUAGGGCAGACCGGUCACGCAACUGUUUUCCAUGAGAUGCUCGCCUCCAGCCUCCCCAGUGAGGAACUAGAACACAAACGCAUGCAGCACGAGGCCGAAUCACUUAUUGGUGCCGGACUCGAGACCACUGCUUGGACGCUCGCUCUGGGCAGCUUCUACAUCUUGCAUGAUGCUGACGUCUACGCCAAGUUGGAAUCUGAGCUGAAAAGCGCCGUACCCGACGCAACCCAGAUUCCCCCGUGGGCGACGUUGGAAACACUACCCUACCUUACCGCAAUUGUAAAAGAAACUCUAAGAAUGGGCAUGGGCGUCAUCGAACGCUUAGUCCGCAUCAACCGCAACCCAGCAAACCCCUGGAUUUACAAAGGCACCGUCAUCCCGGCUAAUAUCGCCGUCAGCAUGGACCAAUAUCACAUGCUCAUGAACGAGACCGUGUUCCCAGACCCGACCGUCUUCCGGCCGGAGCGCUGGCUUGAUGACCCACGUGGACCGGACGGCAUCCACCCGCUCACCCACUACAUGACGGUCUUCGGACGGGGCACGCGCAUGUGUCUCGGGUUGAACCUUGCGUACUCAGAGCUGUAUAUCGGGUUCGCCACCUUGAUCCGCAGACACAAGCUGCGAUUGGUCGACACCUCCGUGCGUGAUGUGGCCUUCUACGCAGAGAAUACAAUCUUGUCUCCUUGGCCUGGGACGAAGGGAAUUCGUGUAUUAGUGGACAGCUAG
This is a messenger RNA of Colletotrichum gloeosporioides, 1614 nucleotides long. RefSeq names its product Cytochrome P450 monooxygenase sdnE. The transcript has 3 exons. Gene Ontology annotation, molecular function: monooxygenase activity; oxidoreductase activity, acting on paired donors, with incorporation or reduction of molecular oxygen; iron ion binding. NCBI's taxonomy places the organism in Eukaryota, Fungi, Ascomycota, Sordariomycetes, Glomerellales, Glomerellaceae. The record is from RefSeq and is a predicted model, not a curated record. Bases 1 to 1614 code for a protein of 537 amino acids.